GCGCCGGGCCCCUGCGCGCCGUCUCCGGCUCCGUCCCCCUUUUUUUUUUUUGCUCCGUCUUUUCCCGGGUAGCUUCUAAUCCAGACUGCGCGGUAUUGUGGGCUGGCCCCCGCUUCCCCAUGUGGUCCCUGCAUCAUUGACAUGGCGGAAUCCCCCACCGAAGCCUCCCGCUAGUGACUCCCGCGAGCUGCAGCAAGCAGGGAUUGACCGGACUGCUCGCCCGCCCAUCGGCCCGGGAAGAACAGGGCGAGCGCCGCGGGCUUGGGCACCCCUGUUUCCAGCACAAGGAGGCCCGCCGAGGAAAAUUCUCCAUGAAUGUACGUCACAAUGAUGAUGACCGACCAAAUCCCACUGGAGUUGCCAUCAUUGUUGAAUGGAGAGGUAGCCAUGAUGCCUCACUUAGUCGGUGGAGAUGGAACACAACAGGUCAUUUUCGUUCAAGUUAAUCCAGGUGAAACCUUUACAAUAAGGGGCGAAGAUGGAACGCUUCAGUGCAUUCAAGGACCUGCAGAAGUUCCCAUGAUGUCACCCAAUGGAUCCAUUCCUCCCAUACAUGUGCCUCCAGGUUAUAUCUCACAGGUAAUAGAAGACAACACAGGCGUUCGCAGGGUGGUGGUCACGCCCCAGUCUCCGGAGUGCUAUCCUCCCAGUUAUCCUUCUGCCAUUUCUCCAACCCACCACUUACCGCCAUAUCUUGCACAUCAUCCGCAUUUCAUCCAUAACUCUCACACAGCUUUCUACCCACCGGUCACUGGGCCCGGAGACCUGCCUCCCCAAUUUUUCCCUCAGCAUCAUCUUCCCCCUACAAUUUAUGGAGAGCAAGAAAUUAUACCACUAUAUGGAAUGUCCAGUUACAUAACCAGAGAAGAUCAGUACAACAAACCCCAUCCCAAGAAGAUGAAAGACCGACAGAUCGACCGCCAAAACCGUUUGAAUAGCCCCCCUUCCUCCAUCUACAAGAGUCAUCUGGGAAACUGUACGACUGUGUACAACGGCACCGUCAAGGCUCACAACGGCGCUGCAAAUGGGGGCGGCAGUGGUGGAGGAGGAAUUGGCGGCGGCGGUGGAGCCCCGACUGUGAAAAAAGCAGAACGCCGGGCGAGAAGCAGCCCCAAAUCGAGUGAGCCGGAGCUGCACGAAUGCGACACGGAAUCAAAAAGGGUUCAAGACAUUCUUUCUGGGAUUGAAAAACCGCAGGUAUGUGAUUCAGAGAUGACAUGGGGAAGGUCAUUAUCCCUCAGGCACUUGGCUAUAGUAAUCCUGCCCAAGAUCAAAGACUCCCAUCUUCUGGAUAGUGUGUUUCACCCAAAGUACACUGGAGAAGACCGUACCUGUACUGUGAAAAAUCUCAAAAGAAGCACACAAUAUAAAUUCAGGCUCAUUGUCUCCAAUGUAGAAGGGAAGAGUAGCCCCAGUGACAUCUUGGUCUGCACCACAAGCCCCGACAGGCCAGGGCCUCCCACCAGACCUGUGGUUAAAGGGCCAGUAACAUCUCAUGGCUUCAGUGUCAAAUGGGAUCCUCCUGAGGAUAAUGGCGGUUCAGAAAUCCUGAACUACUUGUUAGAAAUUUCAGAAGGAAGCUCUGAAGCAAAUCAAUGGGAAGUAGCCUACAGAGGAUCUGCGACCGAAUGUAUAUGUACCUACUUGAAACCAGGCACUUUGUAUAAGCUCCGGGCAUGCUGUAUUAGCACUGGUGGACACAGUCAGUGUUCCGAAAGUUUACUUGUCCGUACGCUCAGCGUUGCACCAGGCCAGUGUCCACCCCCGCGAGUGUUGGGGAAACCAAAGCAUAAAGAAGUGGAGCUGCAGUGGGAUGCUCCCCCUGUGUCAGAAACUAGUUGUCACAUCUCUGCGUAUAGCAUAGAGAUGACUGGACCUGAAGAGGCCGUUUCUGAGGUGUAUCAUGGCCCGGACCUUGAAUGUACGAUCACCAAUCUCCUGCCUGGGACAACGUAUCACUUCAGAGUGAGGGCUUUGAAUGAUGGAGGGUAUGGGCCAUUUUCCAAAGCCACAGAAGUCACAACAACUACUGGGCCUCCUGGGCAGUGUCGAGCACCAUGCCUUACCUUCCUUUCCAACACAAGUGUACUUGUUAGCUGGGAGAGGCCAGGGAGGCCAAGGAGGGGAAAUCCAGCCUCGCCCAGGCGAGCUCAGCCCCAACAUCUACAGGCGGCAAUCAACCAGGCGGGAGCAGGACCUUACAGUGACCUAGUCACCUGCAGAGCACCAGCAUCGGUACCUGAUGCGGUCACCGUCCUCUCUGUCUCAGAUGAUGAGCACCUGGAUGCCUACCCACUAUCGCCUUCCGUGUGCCUUGUAUUGAACUGGGAAGAACCGUGCAAUAAUGGGUCCGAGAUCAUUUCCUACAAUAUCGACCUUGGCGAUAUUACUAUCCCAGUGGGUAACGUCACAAGUUACAUUAUAGAUGACCUGCUUCCAGAGACGAUGUACCGCAUCCGGAUCCAGGCAGUCAACGACAUCGGAGCGGGACCUUUUAGCGACUUCAUUAAGGCCAAGACCAGACCCCUCCCCCCUCUGCCUCCUCGGCUCGAGUGCACGGCGGCCGGUCCUCAGAGCCUGAGGCUGAAAUGGGGGGAGAGCACUUCCAAACAGCACGCCUCCGACGACAUGGUGUACAUCUUACAGAUAGAGGACAGGAACAAGAGGUUUAUUCCCAUCUAUAGGGGACCAAGUCACACUUACAAGGUACAGCGGCUGAUGGAAUUCACCUGCUAUGCAUUUAGAAUACAAGCUGUAAAUGAUGCUGGGGAAGGACCCUUCUCAGAAGUGUUCACCUUCACCACAACCAAAUCUAUCCCACCUGUCAUCAAAGCACCUCGAGUGAGACAGAUGGAAGGGAAUGCCUGUGAAAUUGCAUGGGAAACAGUACCCCCCAUGAAGGGAGAUCCCGUCAGAUACGUUCUGCAAGCUCUGGUUGCCAGAGAAUCAGAGUACAAACAGGUGUACAAGGGAGAGGAGACAACGUUCCAAAUCUCAGGCCUUCAAACGAACACAGACUACCGAUUCCGCGUGUGCGUUUGCCGACGGUGUUUGGAUACCUCACAAGAACUUAGCGGACCUUUCAGCCCAUCAGUUGCCUUUAUGCUCCAGCGAAGCGAGCUCAUGCUUACAGGGGAAACGGGAAGGAUAGACGACCCUAAGACGAAAAGUUUGAUGCCUUCUGACGAACAGUUUGCGGCCCUCCUCGUCCUGGGCUUUGCAAGCGUCUCCAUCUUAUUUGCCUUCAUACUACAAUAUUUGUUGAUGAAGUAGAGAGUCCGACAUACGAGCUUUUGCGGCGGCAUUUUUAAGCAGUGCUGCGCAUUAUAAUCCACAUGUUUUAUUCAGAUAGCCUUUUUUUAAUUUUCUUUUUUUCAGCAGUGUUUUCCAGUACAUUUUAUACAUUUUUUUUCCUGGAUUUGUGGGUUUUGGAGGGGGGAUGAAGGGGGGGGGAACCUCUGUCCUACCUAAUAAAUAAAUUUUGUGUUUGGGUGCACCUUUCUGAAAUUCAAAGAAAUGGUCAAACUUCAGAAAUAAUUGAAGCCAGAUACCAAGUUGUGUUCCGGACAUGCUCCCCAGGACUCAUAACUGUAACCAGUUUGCCUUCAAUUUUUGUUUUGCUGAUUAUUGCAAUCUUUAAAAUGGAGUUUAGUAAGUUAGAAUAACUGUUUGCUUUAGAUUCUACUGCAUCCGCAGACUUUAACAACCAGUGUAUAAGUGUAUUGUGGUUACAGUGCAUCCAACAAUAUGUAGUCUUGGAUUGGACAAUAUUGUUGCAUAUGGUCACUACAGUUCUCCCCUCCUCCCCCCCCCCCCAGUCUAUGGUAAAAAAAAAACUCUCCUACAUUAUCAACUGCAUAUUUAGCACAUUUCAAUCCAAAUAAUUUAUCCUGCAACCUGAAGUCCUUUUUAAAUAAUAGUCUCUUUAUUCCAUCUGUUUGCGCACUAUGAACUGCCUGUAUAACAAAUCUGAUAACCAAAUAGCUUUAUAAAUGACAAAGCAUUACAGUUUUCUACCUUUUUUUAUUUUAUAGCAGUAAUGUUAAGAGGGCAUUGUGCAAUAGUUACUCCCAUGUCCAGCUUUUUUUUAAAAGCUGCUUUUAACUUGUUUCGCCUUUGUAUAUAACUUACUUUUAAUCCAAUCACUAGAUUUUAUUAUAUUCAUUUUGAUUUAUAUGUUUAGAACUGGUGAAAGUUUGCUGCCUUUGCUGUUUCGUAUCAAGUAUUACCUUGACAUACGCCGUCUUUUGUAGUCAGUCAGCCACUUAAGGGCAAGAGGAAACCAUCUCUCAGCCUUGGGAAAAAAUGAAACGAGUUCAAUUUAAGGAAUCUCAGGCUGAGCCUUGAUGUUACAGAGAACUUGUAGCUGCCGCUCAAAACAUCAGCCCUGCUCCUUCUCUGAUCUCCCAUAACCCUGCUAUUAUAAAAUAUACCCUUUGACACUAAUGCAAUGCAAUGCCAUUUCCAGCCCCACCCACUUUCCAUAGCUGCUGCUUUGUGGGCAUCGGGGAGUUUGCACUGCGUGGGUUUCAAGUCACGUGCUUUAUAAUAGGAGACAUUACGCAGGCAAAGGAGAGACACAAGGGGGCCGCUUCUGUCGGCAGCCACGCGUGCUCAGUAAUAUCUAGCACCAGCCUUGAAUUGGCAUUUUUAAGUGAUGGUUGUGAAAGCUGUUGUCAUUUUCCCUUCAGAUUAUUGUGUCUGUCCUUACAUCAGUGGCCCGAAUAUGCAUGUUAACCCAUCAAAAUCCUUGAUUUUUUUUUUGUUCUGCUUUGUUUUUAAACUUUGAGUCAUUGGAUUAUUUAUAUGACGUCAAUGUUGUUUAAGUGCCUCAGGGAUAUCAGUCAGCAGGAGGUGCGAGUAAAUUCCAAAAGGGUGCAACAGACACAGGGUACAAUUCACCAGGGGCUCCUCUGGGGCUCGCCUCCUUUAAAUCGAACGGGCUUCUUGUCACGCGCCCCAUUCAUUUCAGUAGAGUUCGCACGGGAGCCGACGCCUCUGCGUUGCUCGCGUUGUCCUCUAGCAGGGGGUGCACUUGGAGGGGUCCCCCCAUGAAUUGUGCUCCACAUUUUGUAUAUCCCUGCUUUUAAAACAAAAAAAAAUUCUGUAUAUUUUUGCUACUUUGAUUUUGUCAUAGCUUUUCUAUCCUCUGUGCUAUGACGCGGUGUCCUGUGCUAGCAUAUCUUCCCAUAACCAAAGUAAUGGGGAAACCGACAUUAUUUUUGUUAGGUUUAUUUAUACUAUAUACUGCAUACAGUACUUUAAAUGCCAAUUACAGUGCAAUCUUAUUAUUUAUUGUAAAAUAAAAUUAAGAAUAAAGUGUACUUAUGUACUAAAUUUCCCCCCCCCCCCCCUUGUAGCAUGUUAUAUUUUCUUCUUCUUCUUUUUUUUUGGUCAUUUUAUACAAGUGUACUUUAGGUAAAAUGCCUAUACCCCGCCAGCAGCAUUCCUAGUAUUAUUAAUCUUCUUACAGUUUUUGUGUGUUUUUUAAACAAAUGGGAGUGUCUUUGUGUAUUAAAUGCCAAAAAGGGACCCCAACCAGCUUUGAACACAGUAAGCCACCGAGGAAGACUCUGUGCGGUGGCUAUUGAAUGGGGUUUGCCCACCAACACAACUCGGCACUCUCAACGGAAAAGUUUACAUGUAGCCAAAAAAUAAAAUAAAUAAAAAUCAUGACAUCUCUUGAAAGAAAGUGCUAAGAUUGAUGGAUUAUUCUGUGUGCCUCUCUAGAUGUAGCAAAAAUAGUACAAUGGUUCUGUAUAUUGUUAUUGAGUAUAGUUAGUUCAUCAAUUAUUUUUUUUUUGCCUUGCAAAACUAAUGGCAUUAAGCUAAUUUGCUUUCAUUUUUCUCCUUUGGUCGAAGUCGUGGCUUGUCUAAUGUUUCUAGGGGGAUUUUUUGUUCUUCAUUUGAAUUGACUUGUUCCGUGAAACUUGUGUGACCUUUGCAUAUAAAUUUUGUAAGCGUAACAGGUCUAGGAAGAUGAUUAUCUGGUGGAGAGGGGGGAAUUAUUGUUUCUUUUCAACAAAAGUGAAAAAAACCACAGCCCCAUCUCAAAAAUACUAGUUGCACUUAAGUCUGAAUGGGAGAAGUCAGCUGUGACUACUGUAUGUCCCGUGAGCUCCAGUGGACCUUCAGGAUUAGUUAUUUUGGCUGGAUUAGGGCCGGAAAAUGAAUCAUUAGGAAAGCCACAAAUUCGAACGUGUUUCCUUUUGCCCCGAAUAUUCCAAUCGCUGUUGAAGCUUCUCUGCAGCAAGGAUUUCCUACCUAACAAUGGAAGGCGAAAUAAACUACUGUAAACUUUGUAAAAGUGGGCUCUCUGAAUCCAGACUGAUACACUUUGAGUGUUGAAAAUCAUGGAGUAGUUUUUCAUAGGGCAAGUAAACGUGGUGAGGGGGAAAAAUCUGUAACACUUUAUUUUAAAUAUUCUCUUGAUGCUAAUUUGUGAUAUAUUUUAUUAGUUUCAAAGUCAGAUAUCCCCCCUUUAAAUCUACCACCAAAUCAUCAGAUCAUGUCCAUAAAACUUCAAUGGUUCCCUUUUAAACACUGCAUUUGUGUCACAUAAAUUCACUGGGCUUCAAUAAAGUGUUACAAAUUCAAACCAUUCCUGUUUCAGCAUUCGUUACCAGCGGACACAGUGGUUUGCUGAUUACUUUGUAUUUCCCUUUAUGUCUUUCCUGACCCUGUCAAUAUCAGCUGUGUAAAACCACCUCCCUCCCCCGGCCCCAAAUCCUGUAGGCUAUAAUGAAAUUGUAAAAAUACAAAGUGGGGAAAGUAUUUUAAGAAACUAUUUAAAAAGGAAAAGAAACAUUUUUAUAUUAUCUGCCUUUGUUGUUUUGAACUUGAAAUGUUGUAGUUUUCUAAUCCUGUUUUGUCAGCGACAGUAAAUCAGUAUUCACUGUUACCAUGGUAAAAUGCCCUAAACUGAAUGUUUCUGAACAUAAUCCUUGCACAAUUCUUUAAAUUGAAAAAAAAAUAUAAGUUUUUUUACCUCACUUAUAGGACAUACAUUCCAAGCUUUUCAACUUUAAGAGAGAAAUAAUCAUAAGUUUUCUUGUAUUGUAAAUUUUAACUAUUUCAUAUGCAUUGUAUUAAAAAAACUGCCAUAUCAAUUUUACUGUAUAGAUUUUUGCAAAUAUUACACUCUGUACGUAAGACUUAACUGUAUCUGUAGUGUAUAUGUAAUAUAUUUAUGCCCAAUAAAUGUUUUAAUUCUU
Messenger RNA from Sphaerodactylus townsendi, 7214 nucleotides. It is a transcript of the gene FNDC3B, whose product is annotated as fibronectin type III domain containing 3B. The record is from RefSeq and is a predicted model, not a curated record. Gene Ontology annotation, molecular function: protein binding. The transcript has 21 exons. The coding region runs from base 316 to 3273 and encodes 985 amino acids. Lineage: Eukaryota; Metazoa; Chordata; Lepidosauria; Squamata; Sphaerodactylidae.